This is a messenger RNA of Entrophospora sp. SA101, 528 nucleotides long. NCBI's taxonomy places the organism in Eukaryota, Fungi, Glomeromycota, Glomeromycetes, Entrophosporales, Entrophosporaceae. The record is from the annotation of a GenBank genome assembly.
AUGGGAAAAUCCAAUAGUAAACUUAAUGCUAAUGAACUCAAUGAGCUUCGGAAUUGCACUUAUUUUAAAACAAAUGAACUUCAAGAAUGGUACAAAGGAUUUCUCAAGGAUUGCCCCAAGGGUGAACUUAGCAAAGGUGAAUUUCAAAAAAUCUAUAAACAAUUCUUUCCACAUGGUGAUCCUUCAAAAUUUGCAGAUUAUGUUUUUGAUGUAUUUGAUCAAAAUAAAAAUGGAAAGGUUGAUUUCAAAGAAUUUAUAUGUGCACUAUCAGUGACUUCAAGAGGAGCAUUGGAUGAAAAAUUAUCAUGGGCAUUCCAAUUGUAUGAUCUUGAUAGUGAUGGAUUUAUAACAUAUGAAGAAAUGUUAAAAAUUGUUGAGGCUAUUUAUAAAAUGGUUGGGAGUAUGGUAAAAUUACCAGCUGAUGAAGAUACACCUGAGAAACGUGUAAAUAAAAUAUUUAAUACAAUGGAUAAGAAUAAAGAUGGUAAAUUAAGUAUAGAUGAGUUUAAAGAAGAUCAUCAUGAGUGA